Molecule: messenger RNA, 1131 nt
Organism: Vanrija pseudolonga
Lineage: Eukaryota; Fungi; Basidiomycota; Tremellomycetes; Trichosporonales; Trichosporonaceae
Gene: P5CR
Product: Pyrroline-5-carboxylate reductase
Exons: 6
Coding region: 36-983 (315 amino acids)
Biological process (GO): L-proline biosynthetic process
Molecular function (GO): pyrroline-5-carboxylate reductase activity
Source: RefSeq, a predicted model, not a curated record
AUCAACUCCACUCCACAACAUCUAGCAUACACAAAAUGGGCUACACACUUGGCAUUGUUGGCUGCGGCACCAUGGGCAUCGCGAUUCUCUCGGGCGUGCUCACGUCGCUCGAGGCGCGCCUCUCCGCCUUCCCCGACGGACGGCAUACGCCGCGCGAGCCGUCGUCGGGCAUCUCGACGCCGACGGCGUCGCUGUUCCUCGACGCGCCAGAGGAGACCCUCCCCUCCAAGUUCAUCGCCACCGUCGGCCGCGAGGAAACCGCACGCAAGCUGCGCAAGACGCUCGGCGCGAUCAACGAGAGCGGCCAGCAGGUCGACGUGCGCUUUGGCGCUGGCUCAAACGUCGCGCUCGCCAAGGACGCCGACGUGAUCAUCAUCUGCUCAAAGCCGAACGUCGCCAAGAGCAUCAUGCAGGAGAAGGGCAUGUACGACGCCGUCGACGGCAAGAUUGUCGUGUCGAUCUGCGCAGGCGUCACCAUCUCCCAGCUCACGUCGUGGGUGCCCGAGACGACGCAGGUGGUGCGCGCCAUGCCCAACACGCCCUGCAAGAUCCGCGAGGGCAUGACCAUUGUCACCCCGCUUCCCGAUGCCCGCUCGCGCGCCCUCAUCCUCGCCAUCUUCACGUCGUGCGGACGCUGCCGCUUCCUCGACGAGAAGCACUUUGACGCCUGUACCGCCCUCGCUGGGUCUGGGCCUGCGUUUGUGGCUCUGGUUCUCGAGGCCAUGGCCGAUGGUGGUGUCAUGAUGGGCCUUCCCCGUGCUGAGGCGAUUGAGAUUGCCGCGCAGACCAUCCAAGGCACUGGUCGCAUGGCUCUGUACGCUGGCCUUCACCCCGCGCAGCUCAAGGACACGGUUACUACCCCCGGCGGAUGCACGAUCGCCGGCCUGCUGACAAUGGAGGACGGACGUGUGCGUUCGACAAUGGCGCGCGCCAUCCAGGUCGCCACCAACCAUGCAGCCGGUUUGGGCCAGGACAAGAAGUAAGGUGUGCAUUGCGAUGCAGUGCGAGUUCAGUGUGUGUCGCGUACAUGCUUGGAUCUGUCUGCUCUUGUACUUUUGUAUGCGAGGACGCGUGUGUGGUGGGUAGUAGCUAUCGCAGCAUGAUGAUGCCAUCUGGGUAAAGAAGUCAAAA